GUACUACGCACGCGCGUCCCACGCGCCUCAAGUCUCCCGCGCGCCCGCCCGCCCAGCCGGCCGUGGCUGCCUGCGCUUAACACGCACGCGCGCCCCACGCGGGCCCGGGGCCCUCGUGCCCCCGCCUCGCCUGGCCUGGGCGCCUCCCGCGCGCUCCUUUCCCUCCGCCUUAGCGGCGCUGUAGCGCGGGGCCGCAAGUCCCCGCGGGCCACCCUGAAUUAUUCAUCGGCAGGAAGAUAUUAGAUGUACCCGCUGCCCGCUCAACGCGGGCCGUCGUGCAAUGCUAUCCGAGCUCCGCGCGCGCCCCGCGCCCCUCCUCCUCACGUCCGUCCUCUCUGAAACCUUGGCAGCGAAGGGGGAUCACAUUUCCUUUGUCAUCGGGCCAUUUCGCCCUCGCCUUGGUCCCCCCUCCGAUCCCGAGCGUCGGGGACGGAGCCUUCUCCCGGGCGCGCUGGAAUCAGUGGAACCGGCGGCAGCUGCCCCGCGCGGCGAGCUCGGGAGCCGCGUGGCCAACGCCGCUGGCUCGCCCCCGCGUCAUCUUCUUUCAGAAACGAGUCGCCGACUGGGACGCGGGUGGCCGCGCUGCGCCUACAGGGCUUUGCUCCCGCCGUGCCCUGGCCUCCUGGGGCUUUGCGCAACUCCCCCACUUCGCGCUGCGCGCGCGCGCCCCCUCUUUCUCUGCUUUGCCGCCUCUUCCUCCUCCUCCUCCUCUCAGUACGCCGGUUAUUGGGACUGAUCGGAAUUCGGAAUCCUUUUAAUCUCCAAAGGAGCAAACUCACUUCCGCCCGAGUGCUGGGAGGGGGCUGGGGGAGGGGACCGAGGGGAGGGGGCUCCAGGCAAACAGGAAACAUUAGCCCUCUCGGCAAGGCCCGCUUUUGUGUGCUCCCUCCCCCCUCCUUCCAACCCCCUCCCUCCUCCAGGCCGCUGGGGAGAUGAACGCCCCCAGGCUUCAAUGUGACGACCUUUGAAACCUCCCGAGCGAGGAAUGGAGAACGACUCUUCCGU
Molecule: messenger RNA, 1005 nt
Organism: Galeopterus variegatus (Sunda flying lemur)
Lineage: Eukaryota; Metazoa; Chordata; Mammalia; Dermoptera; Cynocephalidae
Source: RefSeq, a predicted model, not a curated record